GUUAUGAACCGGGUGCCAAAAAAUCAGUUCCUUGCCUGACUUUGUUUUUUGUAUACCAAAUUUAAGUUACUGCAGCUAGAUAGAGCAAAUAAAUUAAGUCAUAUUUCCACACGCAAGCAUGAAUAGAUGUUCAAAUCCGUGCUUCUUCCGCGCUGCGCGGCUGCACAUACGUAAUCUGCACCAGAUGCGGAUUCCAUACGCCCGUCCCAUGGGCAUAAGCCAGCGCAAUUUCACCCUGGAGCCGCUGGCCAACCGAGAACUCAUCCGCGUCCAUGGGGCCGAGGUGGUGCCCUUCCUGCAGGGUCUGGCCACCAACGAUGUGGCCCGGAUCCAGUCGCCCGGAGGUCCUGCCUCCAUGUACGCUCACUUCCUCAACAAAUCGGGCCGGGUGCUGUACGACACGAUCCUGUACCGCACCAACAAUCCGGACACCAUCCUGGUGGAGUGCGAUCGCGAGGCUUCCUCGGAUUUCCGACGUCACCUGCGCACCUAUCGCGUUCGCCGGCGCAUCGAAGUGGACAGUGUGGACGACGAGUACACCCCUUGGGUGAUUUUUAACUUUAAGGACGGCUCGGAGAUGGUGGCCAAUCCGCAUCCAGAUCUAUUUGUAUCCCCGGAUCCGAGGCUGUCUGCCUUGGGCACUCGCGUCCUGGCGCCCACCAAUAUGGACUGGGCCAAACUGACCAAGAGUUUCGCUGACUUUGGCAUCGCCACACCCGCCUCCUCGGAUAGCAACUACCAGCUGGUCCGCUACAAGCAAGGAGUGGGCGAGGGCAGCUCGGAAUUGCCUCCGGGAAAAUGCUUUCCCCUGGAGGCCAAUGUGGAUUACCUGAACGGCGUAAGCUUCCAGAAGGGUUGCUAUGUGGGCCAGGAGCUGACAGCCCGCGUCCACCAUUCGGGUGUUAUCCGCAAACGUUAUAUGCCCAUCCGGCUGACAGCGCCCAUCGAUGCCGGUUCCAGCCAAGAGGUGACCUCCGUGGCUGGAGCGAAACUAGGACGCGUCUUUGGCUCUGCCCACAACCACGGAGUGGCCCUGUUGCGAAUCGAGAAGGUGCUCAACGGGCACCCGGAACUGAUGAUCGAUGGCGAGCGCUGCUAUGCCGAACGACCGGAAUGGUGGCCCGAGGAUCAGCCCGGAAAGCGGCGAAUGGCCUUCGCUGAAUGACCCAGGAGCUGAUUUAAAUCACUAUUUGUUAUUGUACCAAUAGUUUUAUUGUUAUUAAUAUAGUAAACGUAACUAGUCAUCGUCAA
Messenger RNA from Drosophila elegans, 1251 nucleotides. RefSeq names its product putative transferase CAF17 homolog, mitochondrial. The transcript is spliced from 2 exons. Gene Ontology annotation, cellular component: mitochondrial matrix. The record is from RefSeq and is a predicted model, not a curated record. Gene Ontology annotation, molecular function: protein binding. Bases 119 to 1165 code for a protein of 348 amino acids. NCBI's taxonomy places the organism in Eukaryota, Metazoa, Arthropoda, Insecta, Diptera, Drosophilidae.